Molecule: messenger RNA, 396 nt
Organism: Penicillium vulpinum
Lineage: Eukaryota; Fungi; Ascomycota; Eurotiomycetes; Eurotiales; Aspergillaceae
Product: cupin domain-containing protein
Exons: 2
Coding region: 1-396 (131 amino acids)
Source: RefSeq, a predicted model, not a curated record
AUGCAGGAACCAACCUACGACCCUAGCCGCCCGAUGCCCACGCUAGAAAUCGCCUACUCGUACAAGCUGGUUGGCAUCCCCAACAAGACAAUCGUUAGUCUGCGCGUCGAAUUUCCACCCAAUGGAUCAACUCCCCCGCAUCGCCACGGGGGUGCGAACGUUGGUGCUUACGUCCUCAAAGGAACCCUCCUCAAUAAAAUGAACGAAGCGCCCAUGAAAACCAUCGAAGAGGGCGGAAGCUGGUUUGAAGCACCGGGUUGUCAUCAUCGCAUCAGCGAUAAUGCCAGCAAGACCGAGCCAGCGACGCUCAUUGCCACUAUGAUCACAGAUACUGAUGUGUUUGAGAGGGAUGGCAUGGGGGCGCUUCUCCAGAUUGACGAGGAGUAUCGGAAAUGA